Durusdinium trenchii is the source of this 1481-nucleotide messenger RNA. Lineage: Eukaryota; Dinophyceae; Suessiales; Symbiodiniaceae. The record is from the annotation of a GenBank genome assembly.
AUGCGAAACAUGCGGCGUCCGCUUCUGGGCCUUUGGUUCUUGGCCCUGCCGUUGGCCUAUGUGCCGUCGUGGUGGGCCAAAGGCUGGCCCAGGGGAAGAGCGGGGAGUCAAGCAGAGGCGGAGUUGUUGUCACAGCUAGCGGUUCUGCUGAUGCCUCAAACGGACAUCGGAGAGCUCUUAUGUCAUCAGCGUGCUUUGGGCGGCCCAAAGGCCCUGCUGAUGCAGCACCGGGCCUUCGCCGCGGAGGUGGAACGUGCUUGGGAAAGGUCCCAUAGCAACGACCUGGAGCGGCGCAAGGCGCCCCACCGGGAGGUGCCGUCGUCCCAUGCACCCGCACCGGGAGUCCGUGCAGUGGGAGAAACCGCAGAAGGCAGCAAGAAGCGGAAGAAGAAGAAACGUGCCGAGAGCGAGGAGACCUUCAUCGUGGACGACGAGCUGGAAGCCGAGGUGGUGGAAGACCUGGAGGACUUUCUCGAGCACAGUCGGCUGCGGCAGACGCUGAAGAAAACCGCCGACGAGCUUCGGGUCAGCCAGCAGCGCAAGGACAAGAAGGCUUCGGGGGCGCUUGAGGCGGAUGCGAAGAAGGCGCCGGAGCCGAAGGUUCCCCCUGCGAAGGCCAAGAAGGAUGAGGAGCAUGCGCCCAAAAUGGGAGGUGGCAAAGGAAAUGGUCGAAGAAAAUCUGGCGAGGAGAAGUCCCACACCAAAGAGAAGGAGGUCCGCAAGAGUGGAUCCUACAACGGUACCAACGGUGCCAAGCAGAGUUGGGAGGAGCAACAAUGGUAUGGUGACAACAGCUGGUCCUCACAACAGGACAGCUGGGAUGACUGGGGCAACAGUCGCUGGUGGGGCCAGAGGGGCAACGGCCAAGCGGGCGGAUGGAAUGGUCGCAGAGAGCGUCGGCGACCCGCAGGUCGCGGCACGUCCGGGUGGAGCUAGGAGCGGAGCCGGACAGAGGGAGAGAGAGUGGUGGAAUGAUGCGGCAGGGUGGCGAUCCUCAAAGAAGCCAUGUUCAGAAACUUCAAGUUCACUAAACUAAGGGGGCCUCACUGGUUACUUUUUUGGUUACUAGGCAAAUUGUCAUGAUUCAUCAUUCAUGAUUAAUUAGCUCCUCUGCAAUCGAGGUGAGAGCUCCUUUCGUUUGGAAGCUUGUGACGUGAGUUUGUUGCUGGGGACGCCCACAUGAACUUGCAGGAAGCUCCCCCCUUGCGCGAAGCUUUGCUUUUGGCAAAGUGCAAGAGCAGUUAAACGACAUGAUUCUGCUGUCCGAUAGUCAGGAUGACUCUUUGAAGUAGCCCCAGCACUGGUGAUCAAAGGACAGUCAGACGAGAGACUUUUCAGCUUGCAAAAAUACAAGAUCUCACCACCAGAGAUCGGAUGUGUUGUUUCUUGCUCCUUGAGUCUGCCGUUCCAAGUUCUGCGCCAGGUGUUCCUGAGCCGGUCUUCGGGCGGCUUCACGGUCGCGCGAUGGAGGGCGGCUCCUG